AACAUCUUCCCCUUUUCAGUUGACUAUCACCUUGUCUGCGAUACCUUAACUACCGACCCAGAUAGGACUUUAAUAGCCUUAAUUGUAGUAUUAUACCUUUUAUCAACUCCAGAGCCGGCAAAAUGUCUUCCGACAGGAUGGCGGGUGUCAAAGACGUCUUCAAAAGGGGCUGGCACCCGGAGAAAGAGGGCACAACUUUCAAGCAGCAGGUGACUGGCGUCUUCCGCCGGGAUGACGGCGAGCGUGCCGCCAGCGGCCACAGCGCUACACCGAUCUCGCAGCUCAGAGACCCGGCCUCGUUCGCACCGCCGCCGAAACGCACGACCAACAUAAUACCCCCACCGCCCAUCGCCCCGCGCUCGUCGACAUACUCCAGUCCUCAACCUCAACAGGAGGAGGCGCCCGCCCCUGUCCCGUCACCACAACCCCGCAGGGCCAACCCGCCACCCGCUCCUCCAGUGAGACGAAACCAGACCCAGCCCAGCCCACCACCUCCCCGGUAUGAGGCGACAAGUCCUGCCACCUCGGGCCCUCCGUCACUGCCUCCAAGGCUCCCACCACGUAGCGGCAACUUCAGCCCUCCUCCGCCCGCGGCUCCCCAACCAGAGGCCGAUCCAGACUCGGGGGUGAUGAACCGCGGGGCUGUGAGCCGGCUCGGCGCGGCGGGAAUAUCCGUACCGGGUCUGGGCAUCGGCUCAUCAAGCAAGAUCAGCUCCACCGCCUCACCAUCCGACCGGCCCAGCUCGGGCCUCUCAUCCUCGAUCAGCGGGCUGUCGUCUCGUUUCGGCAAGCUGUCGACAUCAUCAUCAUCAUCAUCAUCACCCGCACUUUCAUCAAACGACCCGGCAUCAGCCACGACCGCGCCGAGCGCAGCAAGCGCAGGCGGCGGCACGACCUUUGCUCAGAAGCAGGCUGCGUUCAAGACGGCCAGCAAUUUCCGCAAGGACCCGAGCUCUGUGUCACUGGCGGACGCGCGCGCCGCCGCAUCGACCGCCAACAACUUUAGGCAGCGCCACGGCGAGCAGGUCGCUGCCGGACUCAAGACGGCAAACGGGCUCAACGAAAAGUACGGCAUUGCAGACAAGGUCUCUUCCUACCAGCAGCAGCACCAACCACAGCAACCUGGCGGUGGUGCGCAAGCGGCAGGCUCUCCCGGCGGCGGUAGUGCAAGCAGCCUCGCGUCGACAGCCAGCAUGGCGGCGGGCUUCCUGGCCAAGAAAAAGCCGCCUCCGCCGCCUCCACCCAAAAAGAAGCCGACCAUUGCAGCUGCGGCGGCUACGUCUGGCGGGGAUGCAGAUAUGCCACCUCCUAUACCAAUGUCGACCCGGCCUACUUUUUGAAAAACUUCGGUAUUGAAAGACGCCAAAGGCGUAGCAUAGGCCGAGCCGGACGGAUAUGAUAAAUUUAUGCUAGUUGGAGACCAUCAUGCCCGGCUGGCAAACUGUUGCAACGCGACUCUAUCCCUGGGCUGGAACGCUCUGGUGGCCGUAAGCCUCAAACAAACAUUCAAGUCAUGGCCGGGAUUAUUGAUCGCCGUCCCGAGCCUCCAUUAGAUCCUAGAACUAGUAGGCAAUUCUCUCAACUCGGCAAGCCACAUCCUGUCGUCUUGACGCGUUGUGCAACGAGAGGUUAUUUGGAAUUGAAUGGCUGAGUACUCAAAAUUUACGGGACGUGAUGGACAACAAGUACGUAAUCAGAAUGCGGCUAUGCAUGGGGGCGUUUGCAAGCCAUGCAAAAUGAUGCGGCGAGACUUGCUUCGGCAGCAAAUUGACCAGCUUCACCAGUGCAUACAGAAACAGUAGAAACAGUCUGGUGACUUAAUCGAUCUUUCUUCAACAUAUGUCCACUUCGACAUCACAAAAUCUAUCAGCAUCGGUCUCACAUGUACUCAGAAUAUGGGCUUUCAUUACGUUCAUCCGCUGCGUGUUUGUUGGCAACAGGCGAUGCCUAAUCAGAUAACUCUCCAUGUUUUAAGUUCCCAAAGAUGCUUACUUAUAAUCGCAUAUACAUCUGCCGUCAGAUGCCCG
Molecule: messenger RNA, 2027 nt
Organism: Pyricularia oryzae 70-15
Lineage: Eukaryota; Fungi; Ascomycota; Sordariomycetes; Magnaporthales; Pyriculariaceae
Exons: 3
Coding region: 123-1340 (405 amino acids)
Source: RefSeq, a predicted model, not a curated record